Molecule: messenger RNA, 492 nt
Organism: Phycomyces blakesleeanus NRRL 1555(-)
Lineage: Eukaryota; Fungi; Mucoromycota; Mucoromycetes; Mucorales; Phycomycetaceae
Exons: 2
Coding region: 1-492 (163 amino acids)
Molecular function (GO): nucleic acid binding
Source: RefSeq, a predicted model, not a curated record
AUGGAUAAAGACCCACAUAUGAAAGGUCACUAUAUAGUUAUGGAUAAUACACCCAUUCACACGAAUAGAAACUUAAAGAAAUAUAUUGAGUAUCGUAGUUAUAAAUGUGUUUAUCCUCCUACUUACUCUUCUGAGCUUAACCUAAUAGAAAACUUUUGUGUAGUUGCAAAGAAAACUAGCAAAACGUUAGAAAGUGAGCCAACAACAUCGUCACAUAUGCCACCAGAGUUCAUAAUAGACCUUUGCUGUCUAACUGAGCACGGCCGGUGUAUCGUUAAAUGCUUUGAUGUUUCCGAGGGAUUCUAUCAAUUCCAAUUACUGGCGCGAAAAAUGACUAGUAUCCCCAAAAACUUACACAUGGAAUCCCAUGUAUACCAUGUGUUAUCAUUAUCAUUUACCUUCUUGGCGAUACCCGGUAACUUCCACAAUGACCUCAACAAGUUUAUCCCGAAUGACAAAUUGGUAAAGAUAGUAAACGAUCUCAAUACCUGA